Messenger RNA from Alternaria postmessia, 1098 nucleotides. RefSeq lists its product as uncharacterized. The record is from RefSeq and is a predicted model, not a curated record. The transcript has 2 exons. Lineage: Eukaryota; Fungi; Ascomycota; Dothideomycetes; Pleosporales; Pleosporaceae. Gene Ontology annotation, molecular function: 3-beta-hydroxy-Delta5-steroid dehydrogenase (NAD+) activity. Gene Ontology annotation, biological process: steroid biosynthetic process. Bases 1 to 1098 code for a protein of 365 amino acids.
AUGUCUGAUCUUCCAACUUCAGCCAUUCGCGGUGAGAGUACUGUUCUUGUCACCGGUGCAAAUGGAUAUCUUGCGUCACAUAUCGUCGAUAAGUUCCUCCAACACGGCUUGAAGGUCCGCGGUACUGUCCGGGACCUAGAAAAGUCUUCAUGGUUGGUGGACUUACUUGAGAAGAGGUAUGGCAGUGAUAGAUUCGAGCUUACACUUGUUCCCGACAUUACUCGCGAGGGUGCUUUUGAAGAAGCAGUCAAGGGUAGAAAACCCACACUCCUGUGCAGUUCCUUGCUGAAAAUGACUAUAGGCGUUAGCGCAGUGGUGCACGUUGCGACAAUCAUGACCUUUGACCCGAAUCCGGACAAUGUCAUUCCUGGCGCUGUCGCCGCCGCAAUAGGCGCAAUGGAACCUGCUGCUAAGGAACCAACUGUCAAGCGAUUCAUAUUCACCUCGUCAUCUGCAGCGGUUGUCUCUCCUUUUGCUGGAAACGACGCGGUCCUAGAUGAGCACACAUGGAACGAAAGAGCAGUUGAAGAGGCCUACAAGCCCCCGACGAACGAUCCCUACAGAGCAUGGUAUGCCUAUGCUGCCAGUAAGACGCGAGCUGAGCAGGCGGUGUGGAAGUGGUGCAGUGAGAAUCACCCGAGCUUCAUUACGAAUGCCGUUCUGCCAAACGGGAUCUUUGGACGGGUUCUUGAUCCUGUAAAUCAGGGUUACCGCUCGAGUGCUCAUUGGAUUCCUGACCUUUUCGAGGGAAAAAUCGAACACAUGAGACUCUUCCCCCCACAAUGGUUCGUUGACGUGGAAGACGUUGCUCUCUUACAUGUUGCUGCGGCCAUUUUGCCGCAUGUGAAGAAUGAGCGAAUCUUCGCUUUUGCUGAACCUUUCACCUUCAACAAGAUCCUAUCUGUUUUGAGGAAACUCUACCCGACAAGAUCAUUCAUCGACGACUUUUCGGAAGGAGAAGAUUUGACAACUAUAAAGCCAAGAGCUAGAGCCCAAUCGAUGCUGAGAGAGCUCGGACAAGCAGAGUGGACUAGCCUCGAGCGCAGCGUUGAGAAGAAUUUAGAAGUGUAUAUACCUUAUUCUGAGGCUUCCCUCUAG